AUGCGAUCACCAACAGCAGCCAAAGUGCUGGCUGAAGUUUAUCGUCUGCACCACAUUCCACUACCACCCAUCACGCUACAAGCUCUUUUGAAGCGUGGACCUCGUGCCAGCCCCGCCACUACCGCAUGUCUGCAAAGUGAUCCUGAGGCUUUGGCCAAGUGGCGCGUGUUAAAUGCGCCUGCCAUCGUUACAUCUGCUCAGUUACUCCACCAUGAGGUGCCCAUUCGCAUUGCACGCCGCAUUGUUGAUCUCGAAAAUCUGCCGGACGAGUUGCCACAGGCCGCACCUAUUGUGUCGCUUCGAGAGCAACUCCUGGACAGCUUUGAUCGGCUUAUAAGCUGCCCUUUGCCCGUCAACCUUGCAAGCGAGCAUGAAUUUAUGGAACUGCACCGCAAUCUUCGUAAACAACAUGCGUCUAUGCACGGUAACAUUGCUCAAGCUGUCCAAGCGCUCGAUUACGAGCCACAAGGUCUGAGUGAGUCGCUUGAUGACUUUUACAACUCGCGCAUUGGAAUUCGCAUGCUUGUGGACCAGCACGUUGCAGCUCAAGCACCUAGAGUUGGAUUUUCAGGAAUUGUAAACGACGAAACUUCACCAGUUCAAAUCGCUCGCGACAUCGUGCGCAAAGUUCGCCCUUUGUGGCUCGAUCGUCUUCAAGGGGACAAACUGCCCGAGAUCAUCGUCAGUGGUAAUGAAAACGCCACGUACCGCUACAUACCACAACAUAUUGAAAUCAUCUUGUCUGAAGUACUAAAGAAUGCGGUGCGUAACAGCGUCAUGGGGGCUAAGAAAGCUGGAGCACAAUCGCCUUCACCUGUAAAUGUAUUGAUUUCUGGUGGCCCACACGGCGUUUGUGUCAAAGUAUCAGACCUUGGUGGUGGCACCACUCGCCAGGAAGCUAAUGCUCUGGCAAAUUAUUACCAAAAGGCUACGUCGCCGUCAACAUUUGGAUACGAUCCCGUUGCAGAUGUACUAGAGACUCGUGCUAGCGGACUCGACUUUUCUGAUUCAUUUGGUUUGCGGAUUGCUCAGCUUUAUGCAAAGUACUUUGGCGGAGAGCUAGCGAUCAUGCCCAUGGAGGGGCACGGUGUGGAUACAUAUAUUUACAUGAACUGCCUGACUGGUGCUUCGAAGAUCAAGUAA
Molecule: messenger RNA, 1143 nt
Organism: Plasmopara halstedii
Lineage: Eukaryota; Oomycota; Peronosporomycetes; Peronosporales; Peronosporaceae
Product: mitochondrial pyruvate dehydrogenase kinase
Exons: 1
Coding region: 1-1143 (380 amino acids)
Biological process (GO): regulation of glucose metabolic process; protein phosphorylation
Cellular component (GO): mitochondrion
Molecular function (GO): pyruvate dehydrogenase (acetyl-transferring) kinase activity
Source: RefSeq, a predicted model, not a curated record